Molecule: messenger RNA, 2366 nt
Organism: Polistes canadensis
Lineage: Eukaryota; Metazoa; Arthropoda; Insecta; Hymenoptera; Vespidae
Product: UPF0160 protein MYG1, mitochondrial
Exons: 6
Coding region: 72-1085 (337 amino acids)
Cellular component (GO): nucleus; cytoplasm
Source: RefSeq, a predicted model, not a curated record
UCUAUUUAGUGUAUACGGAAAUAUAACCAAAAACAUUUAUAUUGACACGUGUAGUUUUGUAAUUGUUAAAAAUGUCGGAGAAAAAAGUGAUAAAAAUUGGUACUCAUGAUGGUGUAUUCCAUUGUGAUGAAGCUCUUGCUAUUUUUUUAUUAAAACUUUUACCUAGAUAUAAAGAUGCAGUUGUCAUAAGAUCACGCGAUCUUAAUAUUUUGGAUACUUGUGAUAUUGUUGUAGACGUUGGUACAAAAUAUGAUCAUUCCAUUUGUCGAUAUGAUCAUCAUAUGAGAGAUUUUAAUGAAUCAUUAAGUACUAUUAUAAAAGAACCUGGAUGCGAAUGUAAAAUAAAGUUAAGCAGUGCAGGAUUAAUUUAUUGUCAUUAUGGUCAUGAAAUAAUACAGCAAUUGGCUCCUGCAAAUACGAAUUCUAAUACUAUUAAGGCUAUAUUUAAAAACGUGUAUUUUAAGUUAAUUCAAGAAAUUGAUGCUAUAGAUAAUGGAGUACCAAUGACUCAAGAUGAACCUACUUAUACCAUAUCAACUGGAAUAAGUUCAAGAGUAAAUAGAUUAAACCCCCCUUGGAAUGAUAAAACAACAGAUGUCGAUGAACAAUUUCAGAAAGCUAUUGAGUUAGUUGGAGAAGAAUUUAUGUACGCGGUAAACGUAUGCAUAAAUAUAUGGUUGCCAGCAAGAGCUAUCAUAGAGAAAGCUUUAGCAAAUCGUUUUAAGGUCCAUAAUAGUGGGGAGAUCAUAAUACUGGAAAAAAAUGCACCAUGGCAGUACCAUUUAGCACAAUUAGAAAAAGAGAUCAAUAUAAAACCUCUUAUAAAAUAUAUUAUUUUUAAGGAUUCAAGUAGUGAAUUCAAAGUUAGAGCGGUUUCUGUAAAACCAUCAAGUUUUGUAUGCAGGCUUUAUUUACCAGAAAAAUGGGGUGGUUUAAGAACAACGGAACUUGAUAAAGUCAGUGGAAUUAAGGGUUGUGUUUUUGUUCACACGAAUCGUUUCAUUGGAGGCCAUACAACUCAGGCAGGUGCAUUAAAUAUGGCAAUUAAAGCUUUAAAGAUGGGGAAAGAAAAAACAAAGAAGUAGGUGCCAUUUUGAAAAUAACAGUAUCAAUUCUCACUCUUCGGAAAAGGAUUAAGGAGAAGUGUAACAAAGCCGUUUCAGAUGAUAAUUUUUUUUUAGUAAUUUGAAGAUUUUUUUAUUCAUAGGAAUAACAUUUUGUCUCCUGAAAAAUUGAUGCUACAGAUUGAGAGAAUUUUUGUUUACUUCUCCGACAUUUUCAGACAUUACAAUUUAGAUAAGAAAUACAUUUUUUAUUCAUACACGAAAAAUAGUAAUAUUGUGAUAUGGACGUGUAAUAACAGAAUUGAAGCAUAUUUUUAUACAGUAUAAUUACAUGACAUGAAUUAUUUAACGUGGUUGGUAUUUGUCAACCAAAUUUUUAAAUAUAACAUUGGAAGAUGCUUCAAUGAAAUGUAAGUUAUUAGAAUCAGGAUAAUUUUAUUUAGCCCUUAAAAUGAAAAUGAUUAUUCUCGCUUUUAUGCAUAGUUUGUAUUAAAUUCAAUUUUGAUGGGCGAUGCCCGUCGCAAAUUUAAUUAUUUAUAAACUUUAUAAAUUUUUUUUAACUUGUAAAAAAAAUAUAAUGCGUGUACUCUUAAGUACGCAUUCUCACGUGCUCUUAAUUAAGAUAUACUUCCUUGUUGUGAUUGAAAAUCUUACAACAAGAGGAGCGAAGGAAAAUUAUAAGUACGAUUGAUAAAUUUUAAUUAAAAAUUAAUUAAAUAAAAAUAUAUUAAUAACAUGAAUCAUUUAUCAUUAAAUAUAUAAUUCGUUCAGGAGGCAAUAAAAACUGUGCAGUAUAUUCCGAUAGGAAAACUCUAGGAAAAAGACGACAAACACACACGUACUGUGAUACUUGUAUUCGAAAGCCAGGAUUUAAUAUCAGUGAUUGUUUCGCAAAAUACCAUUCUUCAGAACAUUAUACAGAGAUUAAAAAUUGUAUAUUUCUACGUAUUAUAAGUAGUAUUAAAUACAACAAAUCAAUUUUAACAUAAAUUCUGUGUAUUUUAAUAUUCAGAUAUUGACUUUAAAUCCUGUACGAUAAAGUAAUUGCGAAACGAUAGAUUUGUUCCGAUCUGUUCGUACUCCCAAAAACGAAAUCUAUCAAUCAUAAAAUGUUACAUUCAAAUUCUUUUAGAUCAGUUUUAUAUAUUUUUUACGUUUAUUUUAUUUAGUAGAUGUUAUUGAUACUAGAUACUAUUGUUAAAAUUAAUACAAAAAUUAAUGAAGUGUUGACAAAAAUAUGAAUACAAUCGUCAAGAUUUUGUAUAAUUACGUGUUACAUGAAGUCAAAAUAAAUUUAGACUA